Messenger RNA from Sander lucioperca (pikeperch), 1871 nucleotides. RefSeq lists its product as uncharacterized. The record is from RefSeq and is a predicted model, not a curated record. Bases 56 to 1600 code for a protein of 514 amino acids. The transcript has 4 exons. Gene Ontology annotation, cellular component: membrane; extracellular region. Gene Ontology annotation, molecular function: lipid binding. Gene Ontology annotation, biological process: lipid transport; lipoprotein metabolic process. NCBI's taxonomy places the organism in Eukaryota, Metazoa, Chordata, Actinopteri, Perciformes, Percidae.
UAUAUACAGUCUAUAGCUUAUCCGUCAAUCGAUCUCAGCACAGGACGUCCCAAAAAUGCAUCUGACGCAAGGAAAAGAAUCGGGAAAGGAACUCCAGGAGGCCUUGUGCUGCUACACCGAAGAUACCCUCAUCUACAUCGACACAGUGAGAAAAUUCUGUGAGAGGAACCCCAAAUGGAUGCUUGGGAGGGAGACAGAGUUGGACAUGAUGAGGGACAUCAAAGACAGGGCUGACAACAAAGGUGAGGGCUUUUGGGAAUAUAUGAAGAGCAAGGUGACUCAGGUGACUGCAGACAGCAGGCGUGCAGAGCUGGAGACGGAGCUGGCUGCUGUGCUUAAGGACACUCUGAGAGGCCUGGAGAAGCUCAACUGCUUCCUGGAUGCUGUGGAGAAUCUUGCAGUCACCUCACUUCAUGUGUUCAUGGAGGAGAACCAGGUGUUACAUCUGCCAGAAGGGAUCAGUCCUGAACAUGUUCAGGUUGUCAUCUCUGCUGCACGGAGAAUCUGCCCUCAUCUCCUCGAGUUUAAAAGUGAUGCAAGUGUUUUCUUCCUUCCUAAACUUCAGAAUGUGGAAGUGCUGGCAUAUCAGCUUAACAGUUACAUAAAAACCACCCAGGAAAUCUGUGAGAAGUUAGAGAAAAGCUCCUUAAGUGACUUUUGCCUGGAGAUGAACGAUGAAUCUCUGGUGGACCUCGAUGUGGAUUUGUCUGAAGAUGACAUACAAAGGAUGCUUCAUCACAUUAAUCAGCUCGAUGAAAUCAGGAUGAACCAGAGCUUCCGUACAGUGUUCUUGUAUCAGGACGAACCGUGUUCUGGCUUCAUCGAUAUGUUCAGCGAGCGACAGCCCCGGAUGCUGCAGUUCCUAAAAGCCCUGGAGGAGAAUGCUGUUCAGCUAGACAGGAUGAAUACGGGGGCAAAGAUCUCCAGUGUGGCCGGCAGCUCAGUGGGGGCAGUUGGAGGUGUGCUUUCCAUCAUUGGUUUGGCAUUAAUUCCUGUAACAGCUGGAGCGUCUUUAGUGCUGACAAUGACUGGGGUAGGGCUGGGAAUUACCAGCGGAGUCAACAGUGCUGUCACCACUGUCACAGAGAUUGGAGUAAACCGUACACAACAGAAGAAAGCCAGUGAAGUCUUCCAGAGCUUCAUGGAGGAUGUGCAGGAUCUGCAGGAUUGUCUGAAGGUAGAGAUCAAAGAGGAAACAAGCCCGAUAGAUGUGGUUGUGGGAGUUGGCAAGGUGCUUGGUAAAGCUGGUACUAUUGGAAAAGGCAUUGAUUUGCUUGUUGAUGCUGCAAGUGCUGGCAAAGUGGCAGCCAGGGCCGGGCUCAUCGGGCUCAAUGCUCUUUUCCUCGGCAUGGAUAUCUUCUUCAUCUGUAAGGACAGCAUCAGUCUGGCCAAAGGCAGCAAAACUGAAGUCUCUCAGUUCAUCAGAGCCAGAACUGCACUUUGGAGUUCAGAGUUGGACUCAUGGCAGAAGAUCCAUGACUUCCUGUGUGAAGGUCAGCUGACAUCAGAGGAAAACAAAGCUAUCCUGGAGACCCCAUUUUAUCCAGAGAAGGAGAUGAAGAAAGAAAAAACAGAAACAGUUAGCCUACUUCAUUCAUAGUGUAUUCAAUGUGCCUUUAUGCUAACUGAUUCAUGUCAAUAAAACAUGUAUUAAGAUUCAAUAACUGUAAAUCAUUGAUCAGCAUCAAACAUAAUUUAAGUCUAUACAUAAUGCAUUAUAUGUAUCAUUCAGUAAUGCAUCGUAUUAAGAAUAAUUGUAAGUGAAUGAUAAAAUUACUACUUAACACUAGAAAUGCCAUUUCCAAUUAUUCAAUCAGUGUGAUUUACUAUAAUCAGUGUCUUAUAAAUAAGAGCAGCGCACAAUACUCUUU